Molecule: messenger RNA, 607 nt
Organism: Mytilinidion resinicola
Lineage: Eukaryota; Fungi; Ascomycota; Dothideomycetes; Mytilinidiales; Mytilinidiaceae
Exons: 1
Coding region: 83-391 (102 amino acids)
Source: RefSeq, a predicted model, not a curated record
CGGCAACGGCGAUAGCGUCGGCAACUGUCUUGGUUUCUGCAGCUACUUCUGUGAGCCUUCCUUUAAGACCAUCUUUCGUUCUAUGUUUAUUUUUGUCUCUUCUUUUCCUGGCUUCUGGACGCUUUUUGUCUUGCUUGUUCUAAUAGUUCAGACUCGGUCCGGCACCGAUGCUGACAAGCCCCGGCCGACGGCAUUGACAGUGCAUCAGAAGUCAGACGCGUCUGGACGGCGAGAUCUAGUGCUUUUCAGAUUUGAGAAUCUGGUGCUUGUCAGGUGUGAGAUUGGCCCAAGCUGGCGACUUGCUUUAUACGUGGUACUCCUGAGAUGGGGGCCGGGAAGUUGGCGGAGCACUCUCUAUGCGAGUCUACUUCAGUGUAUCUUCUGGGGGUGAUAGGAGGCUUGAUGUCUGCGGUGGAUGGUGCGCCUUGGAUGAGUAACGGCUGUUGAGUAUGAAUUCAGAUGAAGGAGAAGCUACGGAGAACGGUAAAGGCGGCAUACUUUACCAGAACACAUACCAGGCGGCUUGCAUGUAUAGGUGAAUAGCUAGUUAUGUUUAAGCAUUAGAGAACUUGUAUACCCCUCCUCUUAGGGCACCCAAUCCGAUGCU